AAACAGUGAGCUCAGAGGCUUCGCGAGGGCGCCCUGCGACUGACAAUCCGGCUCUACUCCGGACCCUUCUCACUUUCAUCUAGCACUGCAUUCAAUGGAGGGGCGGACAUUGCAAUGCUUAAUGGUGUCUAACUAGUGUAAGAAAACGGCUCAAUUCCCCGCUGCCGAAAUGAAGUAUAAGAAUCUUAUGGCAAGGGCCUUAUAUGACAAUGUCCCGGAGUGUGCUGAGGAACUGGCCUUUCGCAAGGGAGACAUCCUGACCGUCAUAGAGCAGAACACAGGGGGUCUGGAAGGCUGGUGGCUAUGCUCCUUACAUGGUCGGCAGGGCAUCGUCCCGGGCAACCGGGUGAAGCUUCUGAUUGGUCCUGUGCAGGAGGCCUCCUCCAAUCAUGACCAGCCUGCUUCUGGACUGAUGCACCAGGCUUUUAGCCAACAGAAGCUCUAUCAAGUGCCAAACUCCCAGGCUGCUCCCCGAGACACCAUCUACCAAGUGCCACCUUCCUACCAAAAUCAGGGAAUUUACCAAGUACCCACUGGCCAUGGCACCCAAGAACAAGAUGUAUAUCAAGUGCCACCAUCGGUACAGAGAAGCAUUGGGGGGACCAGUGGGCCUACCUUGAGUAAAAAGGUGAUAACCCCAGUGAGGACAGGCCAUGGCUAUGUAUAUGAGUACCCAUCCAGGUACCAGAAGGACGUCUACGACAUCCCUCCUUCUCAUACCACUCAGGGGGUAUAUGACAUCCCUCCCUCAUCUGGGAAAGGCCCUGUGUUUUCAGUCCCAGUGGGAGAGAUGAAACCUCAAGGGGUAUACGACAUCCCUCCUACUAAAGGGGUGUAUGCUGUCCCCCCUUCUGCCUGCCGAGAUGAAGCGGGGCCCAGGGGAAAAGACUAUGACUUCCCCCCUCCCAUCAGGCCAGCAGCAAGGCCGGACCUCAGACCCGAGGGGGUUUAUGACAUCCCCCCAGCCAGCAGCAAGCCGGCAGGGAAGGACCUUCCCAUGAAAUACAGCUGCGAGGCCCCCGCGGCUGCGGAGCCGGUGGCGCGAAGGCACCAGAGCCUUUCCCUGAACCACCCACUCCCGCAGCUGGGACAGCCGCUGGGCGCUCAGAACGACGCCUACGAUGUCCCCCGGGGAGCUCAGUUUCUUGAGCCGUCAUCAGAAGCCAGUGAGAAAGCAAACCCUGAAGAAAGGGACGGUGUUUACGACGUCCCUCUGCACAACCCACAGGACGCCAAGGGCGCUCGCGACGUGGUAGAUGGGAUCAACCGGCUGUCUUUCUCCAGCACUGGCAGCACCAGGAGUAACAUGUCCACGUCUUCCACCUCCUCGAAGGAGUCCUCACUGUCGGCCUCCCCAUCCCCAGACAAAAGGCUCUUCCUGGAUCCGGACACAGCCAUCGAGAGACUGCACAGGCUGCAGCAGGCCCUGGAGAUGGGCGUGUCCGGCCUCAUGGCACUCGUCACCACAGACUGGCGGUGCUACAAAUACAUGGAAAGACACAUCAACCAGAUCCGCACCUCGGCGGACAAGGUGGAGCUGUUCCUGCGGGAGUACCUCCAUUUCGCCAAGGGAGCGGUAGCAAACGCUGCCUGCCUCCCGGAGCUGGUCCUCCACAACAAAAUGAAGCGGGAGCUCCAGAGAGUGGAAGACUCCCACCAGAUCCUAAGUCAGACCAGCCAUGACUUAAACGAGUGCAGCUGGUCCCUCAAUAUCUUGGCCAUCAACAAGCCCCAAAACAAGUGUGAUGACCUGGACCGGUUUGUGAUGGUGGCAAAGACGGUGCCCGAUGACGCCAAGCAGCUCACCACCACCAUCAACACCAAUGCAGAGGCCCUCUUCAGACUGGGCCCCAGCAGCCUGCAUCUGAAGAAUGGGGCCGAAAGCAUCAUGAACUCAGCAGAGUAUCCACACGGUGGCUCCCCCAUGCAGCUGCUGCGUCCCGGGGACCACAAGGCUCAGGCCCAUCACAAGCCAUUGCCCCCAAGCCUCAGCAAGGAGCAGGCCCCUGACUGCAGCAGCAGUGAUGGUUCUGAAAGGAGCUGGAUGGAUGAUUACGAUUAUGUCCACCUACAGGGCAAGGAGGAGUUUGAAAGGCAACAGAAAGAGCUAUUAGAAAAAGAGAAUAUCAUCAAACAGAACAAAAUGCAGCUGGAACAUCAUCAGCUAAGUCAGUUCCAGCUGCUGGAACAAGAAAUCACAAAGCCAGUGGAGAACGACAUCUCCAAGUGGAAGCCCUCUCAGAACCUCCCAACCACAAACAGCAGCGUGGGCGCCCAGGAUCGGCAGCUGCUUUGCUUCUACUAUGACCAAUGUGAGACUCAUUUCAUCUCCCUUCUCAACGCCAUUGAUGCUCUCUUCAGUUGUGUCAGCUCGGCUCAGCCCCCUCGGAUCUUUGUGGCACACAGUAAGUUUGUCAUCCUUAGUGCACACAAACUGGUGUUCAUUGGAGACACGCUGACAAGGCAGGUGUCUGCCCAGGACAUUCGCAACAAAGUGAUGAACUCCAGCAAUCAGCUUUGUGAACAGCUCAAGACUAUAGUCAUGGCAACCAAGAUGGCUGCCCUCCAUUACCCCAGCACUACUGCCCUGCAGGAGAUGGUGCACCAGGUAACAGACUUAUCUAGAAAUGCUCAGCUCUUCAAGCGCUCUUUGCUGGAGAUGGCCACGUUUUGAGAAGAAAAAGGAGGAAGAGGGGACUGAGUUGAUAGUUACCAAGGAAAACUGGAAAUAUUAUCUGGUUUUUGUACAUAUUAUCUAUUUUGUAGAUAUUUUAUAUGAAAAUGAAAUAUUUUAACAUUUUUUAUGGGUUAGACAACUUUCAGAAAUUCAGGGAGCUGGAGAAGGAAAUCUUUUUCUUUUCCCUGUGUGGUUCUUAUGUAUACAUAUAAGUAUCUAAGACAUCAACUGUACAAAAACUUGUCCAAGUGCUUGUGUUUACCUGGGUAUUUGUGUUUGUCUGUAGAUGUUUGUCUGAUACAUUCCAUUUUUAAAACAUGAAUUAAGAAGCACCUUA
Molecule: messenger RNA, 3014 nt
Organism: Otolemur garnettii (small-eared galago)
Lineage: Eukaryota; Metazoa; Chordata; Mammalia; Primates; Galagidae
Gene: NEDD9
Product: neural precursor cell expressed, developmentally down-regulated 9
Exons: 7
Coding region: 170-2674 (834 amino acids)
Biological process (GO): cell surface receptor protein tyrosine kinase signaling pathway; cell migration
Cellular component (GO): cytoplasm; plasma membrane
Molecular function (GO): protein binding
Source: RefSeq, a predicted model, not a curated record